AUGCUGUGGGGGGUGGGCCUGGCGGCGCCGCGCUCCUGCGUGGCGGACCUGAGCCGCAACCGCAGCCUGUCGCUGGGCUGGUGCGCGGGGCCCGAGGAGCCGCCGCCCGCCUUCUAUGGGGGCGAGAUCGUCGCCUUCCCGCUGUCGGGCGGCGGCGGCACCAUGGCGGCGCUGGGCUCCGACUCCUGGUGGAAGAAAACGCUGUACCUGACGGGCGGGGCCCUGCUGGCCGCCGCCGCGUACCUGCUCCACGAGCUGCUGGCCAUUCGGAAAGAGGAAGAGCUUGAUUCAAAAGAUGCUAUCAUACUGCAUCAGUUUUCAAGGCCUAGGAAUGGUGUUCCGAGUUUAUCGCCAUUCUGUCUGAAAAUGGAAACAUACUUGAGGAUGGCUGAUUUACCCUACCAGAACUAUUUUGAUGGAAAACUUUCCCCUCAAGGGAAAAUGCCUUGGAUUGAAUACAAUCACAAGAAAGUAUCUGGCACCGAGUUCAUUAUUGACUUUUUGGAAGAGAAGCUUGGAGUGAAUUUAAAUAAACACCUUGGUCCACAUGAAAGAGCUGUUUCCAGAGCUGUGACAAAAAUGGUGGAGGAGCACUUGUACUGGACUUUAGCUUAUUGCCAAUGGGUGGAAAAUCUUCAUGAGACGCAAAAGAUGGUUUCUCUUUUUGGCCCCUUCAGCGACUUGCUGAAGUGGAUCUUCUGCCAUCUGACCAAAGGAAUCGUGAAGCGGGAAAUGUACGGCCAUGGCAUUGGCCGCUUCUCAGAGGAGGAGAUGUACACGCUGAUGGAGAAGGACAUGCGGACUCUGGCAGGCCUCCUGGGUGACAAGAAGUACAUUAUGGGAUCAACUGUUUCCACCGUUGAUGCCACCGUCUUUGGACAUCUGGCACAGGCAAUGUGGACGCUACCAGGGACUCGACCAGAGAGACUAAUCAAAGGUGAACUGAUUAACCUUGCUAUGUAUUGUGAAAGAAUAAGGAGGAAAUUUUGGCCAGAAUGGCACCACGAUGAUGAUAACACUCUGUAUGAAUCCGAGGAAAGCAGCGAAGCAAGCAAGACUUACUCCCCUUUGCAGGACUUCAGUUUUUAUUCAAGGACAGAAACAUUUGAUGAGGAAGGGAAUAGUAUUUCCCAAACGCCUGAUACCGAUUACACUGGACACUCCCUCUUUGAUUCAGAUGUGGACAUGGAUGAGUACAGAGAUCAGGAACAAUGCAAGUGAUGUGUACAAGUGUCUCCCAUUGUGCAGAUAAGCUGUUUCUUGGGGUCAGUCUGAUUUGUUUUCUCCUUCAGGUCAGGAAGAGGUUUAUACCACUUUGGAAGAGACCAUUGUACUUGACUCAGCUGUCACGUGCUACUUGGACUAUUUCAACUGUAUUUCAUUUUGUCUUACUGUGCAGGUGGAACCAAGGUAAACACUUAUUUAAAACACACAUGGGCAAACUAGAGCUCUAGAGGACAACAGGACCUUUCCAUCUACAUUUUUGUUCGUGUUCAAAAACAGAUCCCCCAUCCAAGUGGGACAGACUUCUGGGAAGUGGAGCAUUUGUCACUACUGGUUUGUGUUAAUAUCUUAUCUUUACAGGAGUCGGUUGAGGACAAAAAUGGAAGAGGUAUGACUGGCACAGCUUUCUUCCAUGGAAGAAAAUGAUUGAUGCUUUAAUGAAAAGGCCCUGGAGGUGCUGGUUGACUGCACCUCAGUAUGAGCCAGGGGUGUGCCCUGGUGGAUCAGAUGUAACAGCAUCCUGGCUUGUAUCAGCAAUGGUGUGACCAACAGGACCAGGGCAGUGAUCGUUCCCCUGUACUCAGCAGUGGUGAGGGUGCAUCUUGAGUCU
Messenger RNA from Lepidothrix coronata (blue-crowned manakin), 1834 nucleotides. It is a transcript of the gene FAXC, whose product is annotated as failed axon connections homolog. The transcript is spliced from 6 exons. The record is from RefSeq and is a predicted model, not a curated record. NCBI's taxonomy places the organism in Eukaryota, Metazoa, Chordata, Aves, Passeriformes, Pipridae. Gene Ontology annotation, cellular component: cytoplasm. Bases 1 to 1221 code for a protein of 406 amino acids.